This is a messenger RNA of Papaver somniferum (opium poppy), 2436 nucleotides long. Its product is annotated as probable leucine-rich repeat receptor-like protein kinase At1g35710. Gene Ontology annotation, biological process: protein phosphorylation. The record is from RefSeq and is a predicted model, not a curated record. Gene Ontology annotation, molecular function: ATP binding; protein binding; protein kinase activity. The coding region runs from base 1 to 2436 and encodes 811 amino acids. The transcript is spliced from 2 exons. Lineage: Eukaryota; Viridiplantae; Streptophyta; Magnoliopsida; Ranunculales; Papaveraceae.
AUGUUAAAAUCUCUUGCUAAAUUAGCGUUGUCCACGAACAAUCUUGUCGGUGCAAUCCCUAAUUCUAUAUGCAACCUGAGCAACCUAAACAUUUUAUAUCUUGAAAGGAAUCAACUCUCUGGUACCAUUCCUGAAGAAAUCGGAAUGCUAAAGUCUCUUACUAGCCUUACUUUCGCCUCUAACAAUCUCACUGGUCUAAUCCCAACAUCUAUAAGUAAUCUCAGCAGCCUAAACAUUUUAUAUCUCCAUGAAAAUCAACUCUCUGGUACAGUUCCUCAAGAAAUCGGAAGCUUAAGGUCCAUUACUAACAUAUCAUUGUAUAGGAACAAGCUCACGGGUUCAAUACCUAUUUCAUUGUGCAACUCCACUAACUUAAGCGAGUUACUUCUUUUUCAAAAUUAUCUCUCUGGUACCAUUCCUCAAGAUAUCGGGAGGCUGAGGUCUCUUAAUGUACUUCAAUUGUCCAAAAACAGCCUCAGUGGUCCAAUUCCUACUUCUGUAUGUAAUCUGAGCAACGUAUACCUUUUCUUUGCUUACGAAAAUCAACUUUCUGGUAGCAUCCCUCAAGAAAUUGGAAGGCUGAAAUCUCUUACUGACUUCGUAUUGCAUUAUAACAACCUCGUUGGCCCGAUCCCCAACUCUAUAUGUAACUUGAGCAAACUAAACAGACUUAUCCUUGUCGGGAAUCAACUUUCUGGUAGCAUUCCUCAAGAAUUAGGGAGGCUGAGGUCUCUUCUUGACUUAAGGUUGUAUGCAAAUAAUCUAGUUGGUUCAAUCCCUACUUCUUUAUGUAAUUCGACAAAUGGAAUGGUAUCCAACUUGGAGCGUCUCGACUUAUCAGACAAUAAGCUUACCGGACCGAUCCCCACACAACUUGGAGAUUGUUCAAACUUAUUCUUUUUGAACUUGAGUAGGAACAGUUUUAAUGAAAGUAUUCCAUCUCAGAUUGGAACCUUAAGUUCGUUGUCACUCUUGUUGGAUCUUAGUCAAAAUGAGCUAACCGGAAAGAUACCGUCUGAUCUGGGGAAUUUGAACAAACUGGAAAGCUUGAAUUUGUCUCAUAAUAAGCUUUCUGGUUUAAUCCCACCUUCAUUUGAUAAAAUGGUUAGCUUGACCACCGUUGAUAUUUCUUAUAAUGAAUUGACUGGUCCCAUUCCAAACAUCAAGGCCUUUGAGGAUGCUCCUUUCGAUGCACUGAAGAACAACAAAGGCUUAUGUGGCAGUCACUCUGGAGCUCUUCCACCAUGUCAUUCCUUGGUUACAAAUACAAGAAAAAUGGCAAAAGCUAAACUGGUGGUGAUGGUCCUAGUUCCUCUGUUUGGUUCGUUGUUUCUUUUGUUCGUAGUUCUCGCUAUUCUUUUCGGCUUUCGAAAAAGAUUAGGUAGAAAUGGCAAGCAGGUGGAUCAAACUAAAGCCCAGGAUACCAGGAAGAAUUUAUUCUCAAUAUGGAAUUUUGAUGGGAAACUAGCCUUUGAAGAUAUAAUUGAAGCAACGGAAGAUUUUGACACCAAAUACUGCAUUGGAACGGGAGGGUAUGGUAGUGUUUACAAAGCAGAGCUACCAACACGCCAGAUCGUUGCUGUGAAGAAACUGCACUCAUCAGACGAAGAUUCGGAAAUGGUUAAUUUAAAAUCUUUUGAAAGUGAAGUUCAUGCAUUGACGGAAAUUCGGCAUCGGAACAUCGUGAAGCUCUUCGGGUUCUGUUCUAAUCCAGAACGAAAAAUCUCAUUUUUGGUUUACGAGUUUGUAGAGAGGGGAAGUUUGAAAAUGAUUUUAUGUGACGGGGAACAAGCAGUGAAGUUUGAUUGGCUAAAGAGGAUAAGGUUCAUCAAGGGAACAGCUAAUGCUAUUGCGUACAUGCACCAUGAUUGCGUACCAGCGCUAGUUCAUAGGGACAUAUCUAGUAACAAUGUUUUGUUGGAUGCUGAGUACGAAGCUCGAGUUUCUGAUUUUGGUACUGCUAGGAUGUUGAAGCCAGAUUCAUCCAAUUGGACUUCACUAGCUGGAACAGAUGGAUAUGUUGCUCCAGAGCUCGCAUACACAAUGAAGGUAACAGAAAAAUGUGAUGUUUAUAGCUUUGGUAUUGUCCUGUUAGAAGUGCUAAUGGGGAGGCAUCCAUCUGAAAUCGUCAUGCUACUCUCUCAUAUUCUUGUUCAAUCAUCGUGUUCGUCUCCGACUUCAAGUACUGUGGGGCAAAACAUGAGGUUGCAAGACAUUUUAGACCCAUGCAUUGGAGCACCAACGGGUGUUGCAAAAACAGAAAUAAUGUACUUCAUGAAGGUUGGAUUCUCAUGCAUAAGAGGCGAUCCAUGUACUCGACCAACUAUGCAAGAAGCAUCGGUCGAGCUCUCAGUAUCAGCUCGGAGUAGGCCAUCUUUUGGGAAGCCCUUUGAAACCAUUACACUGGGAGACAUACUACUAAUGGGGCAUUCCUAA